Molecule: messenger RNA, 15705 nt
Organism: Ectocarpus sp. CCAP 1310/34
Lineage: Eukaryota; Phaeophyceae; Ectocarpales; Ectocarpaceae
Source: the annotation of a GenBank genome assembly
ACGAGAAAAGGAGAGAGCUACUAGCGAGGGCAGCAGCAGCGCUGUGGUGGUAGCUGCCAUGUGGAACUUCUUCGGGAAGGGGUACAAGGAGGUCGCCGAGGAGGACGAGGACAAUGAUUUGUCGCUCGGGACCCGUCCCGUAGAUAUGACAACGCUGGACAUAACGUACAUCACACAUCGUUUGCUCGCGAUCGGCUGCCCGGUGGACGGCCCAAGCGACCGAGAUGCGAACCGCAACAACAUCGACGACCUUUCCAACUGGCUGGUCAACGACCACAAGGGGCACUUCCUGGUCUGGAACAUUUCCGACCACCGCUCGGACAACGGCGGAGGACGCGGGGGCGGCGGCGGGAGGCAGCAGGCGGCCGGCACGCAGGUGUCUCGGAAGCUUCACCAGCGGCUGCAGGGGCAGGUCCUGGACAUCCCGUGGGGCAGCCGGAACCGGCGUUGCUAUGUGCCGUCCAUCAGACAUCUCCUGCGCGUCUGCUACUCGAUCAAGGGCUGGCUCGACCUGGAUCCGGAGAACAUGGCUGCCGUGUUCUGCGCGAACGGCAAGGCGAGGACGUCGGUGCUCUUGGCGUGCUACCUGCGGUUCGAGGGGGAAGAGUCCACCGCCCUCGAGGCGUAUCGUCGAGUGUGGGCGAAGCGAGACCCGGAGCAGAAGCCCGAGCAGGUUAUCCUCCACACGCCCCGGAGCCUCUUCGCCCUCUUCGACAACUUCGACUGCUGCAUACGGCUGGGCCGGCCGCCGCGAGGAGGGGCCGGGGGCGGCCUGCUGGUUGGGGUGGCGUUGAACGGCCUGCCUCUUGCGGAGCCCCCGGUGCUGGAGGUGUACGGACCGACGCAGCUGCUGUACUCGAGCACCCAGGAAGAAGAGGACAGUCACGUGCUGUGGAACGAAGACCAAGGGUUCUUCAAGGUCAACAAGCCGCUCACGGGGGACUUCGUAGUGAUCGCGCGGUUCAAGGGUACCGACGGGGCUGCAGAGACGGGGCCGGAGGGGGUCUUGUUUCGCUACUGCAACCACACGUGCUUCUUGCCGCAGGGGGAGCAGGUCGUUCUCCGGAAGUCUGAGGUGGACGUGAUGCCUAGCUACCGGGACCAGAUCCCGGACGACGUGUUCAGCGUGUCCUUGGUCCUUGUGCCCGAAGAAGAAGAGGACGCCGGCUCGAGCUUCUCCUUCCAGGAGCAGGACCAGGUCAAGGUCGGGCCCGCCGCCACCCAGCAAGGCCUGGCGGACCUCAGCUCGUUCCACUUCGUGACCCCCUUGCUCCCUCGGCUCGACAAGCUCCUGGGGCGGGGUUUCCCUCCCGAGGCGUCGACGCUGGCGCUGCAGCUCGCCAAUAACGACCUGAGCGCGGCGAUUACGAUGAUGAAGGAGAGCCCGCUGCAGGACCUCAUGACGUACCGCCUGGCGCUCUCUCCGAGGUCCUCGGAAGGUUUUUCCCCGAACCGAGGGCUUAGGGCCAAGUCCAUCUCGGUGGUGUCGCCGGGGUCCAUGCUCGAGUCGGAUCAGGGAAACUUGUCGCUCGACCACUACGACGACUCCCACCACAGCAGAGACUCGCUCGAUGGCCCCGGCGGCGGGAUCGGAGCGUUAGGCGUGACCACCAGCAGCCUGGCCGUUAGGGCGUCGUCCGGCUUCCCUCGCGAGAAUUCCGGCGGGAUCUUGAGCAGCAACGCGGCUCCCUGGGGCUCGGGGAUGGGGGGCGGGGGCAAGGCCGACGCGGGCGGUGCCGGGGGCGGCCAGCAUUACGUAGUUCCCGGCGCGCCNNNNGGGGGGGGGGGGGGGGCGGGGGGCGGCGGCGGGGGCAGCGUUGCGGCGCGGGAGAGAGAAGAGGGCGGGGCCGAUAGCAGAAGCAGCGCUGCCAACGGCGGGUUCUUUGGUGGCAACGAGCCGCACUGUGCGCGAUGUAGCAACGCGGAUGCCGGCGGGCAAGCCCAGGUGAUCACAUGCAGCGAAUGCGGCCAAGGGUUCCACACCUUCUGCGUGGGGGAAAAGCGGAUACCCUACGCGCUGUUCCCGCCGGAGCAGCGCGUUCUCCGAGACGCCUUCGUCGCCGAGCACAUCGGCGCGAGGUGGCAGUGCUCCAAGUGCCAGACCCAGGCGUCUCAGGCGACCAUGUCCCCGUUCCAGGCGGCCGGUAACGACUUGUACACGCCCCCGUACAGAGACUUCGGCUCGCGGUCUUCGUCCACGAGCAAGCUGCUGGUUCUGCCGGGGGUCAAGGAGGACGGCGGUGGGACGGGGUCUUCCUCUUCCGUCGUCUCCCUGUCGAGGGGGGUGAGCGGUGACGGGGGCGACUUCGACGCAGACCUCGCGGACGUUUCGCCGUCCAAGGGACCCGUGGAGCCGUCGUCUGCGCCCCUGUCGGUGCCUUGCUGGUCGAGGUCGGAGUCGAAAGAUUCGGUGGUGGUGGAGCCCUCGUCUGCGCCCUCCUCGCUGCUGGCGCUGGGGACGGGUCCGGCGACGCCCCGGAACGGGGAGGAGGAGGAGGAGGAGGAGGUUGCCGAGGCAGGGGGAGGUGGAGAGGUUGGGGGUGAAGGGAAGUGUCAACAAGAGGCAGAUGGUUCUGAGGCCGGCGGUGGAGCGGAACUGGCGGCGACAGCCGCCGGUGCCGCGAAAGGCGAGGCAGGAGGACGAGGGGAGCCCGACGGUGCGGAGGAUGGCACAGGCGACGACGCCGAGGCAGUGCCGCCCGUUGGGCGGGAGGGGGGUGGGGCGGUGGUGGCAGUAGACGCGGAAGACAGGGAGGAGUCCGAGAUGAGCGCCGAUAGUUUGGACAACUUGAAGGACGAGCAGCGAGCAGUGGGACUAGCCGUCAGAGGUGGCAUUCCCAAAAGCGCAGAGGGAGGCGAGGCGGAGGAGGUCGUUUCUCUUUCCGUCGCCGCCGCCGCCGCCGCCGCCGCUCCCGCGUCCGCGGGCGAUAACGGGCCGGAGUUAUCGACGAUAGCCGGGGAGGAGGCCUCGGAAUCGGCGGUCGAAUCGUUGGAAGAGCUCGGGGCAGAGGCGCCGGCCGUCGAAGGGGGGGGUGACGGCGAGGAAGCGGGAAUUAUGUUGGGGAGGAGUAGCGACGGAGGGGUAGAAGAUGGGGGCGAAAGGGGAGCCCAGCCCCGGGGAGAGGGACACUCGGCGGAGGGGUUGGCGGCUGUUGCUCUGCCUGACCUUGUAGCCAAAUCCGCUGAUUUGGCGGAGUUAGCUCGGGUGCUAGGGCUGACGGCUGUGGUUACCGUAGCUCCCGUCGGCACUCAGAUCGGCGAUGAUGGUGCCUCCGCGGCAGCAGAAGGGCUAGAAGCGACACCCGCUGCUGCUGGUGCCGCUGCUACUGGUGCCGCUGCUGUUGCUGCUGCUGCUGCUGCUGUUGGCGUUGAAGCAGAAGAGGCGCGCAACGAACGAGGUGUCAGUUCUCCGGCUGCUGAGGUUCUGACGAAACCCGAACAGCUCGUGGAGGACGCAGCUCCCGAGAGCGUGGAAGGCGAGGAGUCCCGGAAAGAGUCAGUCGAUGUUCUGUUCGCAGCCCCUGGGUCGGAGGGUCUGGUAGUCGACACCGCUGCUGAAAGCCAACCACCGGGAGUAGAGGCCGGUGAAAAUGAAUCGGGCGUCGCUGCUCUCCCCUCGUACCCUUCCCCCGGGUCGGGGAGACGGAGGGAUUCGUACGAUAUGGGUGAGAUUGCGGCGGGACAAGGGGUUGUCGGAGAGGCCGCUCGGACUCCCGAAGGGGUCGAAGAAGAUUCUGGAGGGGAGGAGAAGGUGGUUGUGGAAGGAGCUACCUUCUACUCCACUCAAGAGCUCGGAGCCGAGCUCGCCGAGGGAGACAAUAAUCGCGACGAUUCGUUCGCCAGCGCCGAGGAGGACGAUGAAGCGGCAGAGGCCGUAGCAGCAGCAACAACAAUAAUCUCCGACGAGGACGGUAUUUUGGAGCACGAUGCCGAUGCCGGAUCGCUGUCAGCGCUUCCCCCGCCGAUGGGGCCGGUGUCGCAGGCACGGGAUGGAGAGCGGCAGGAGGAGGAGGAGGAGGAGGAGGAGGCAGAAGGUAGCGGCGGCAGCACGAGAGACAGACGAUCGCGACGGCCGCCCAGCCCUGCCGCCAUCGCUCUGUCUCCCCACGAUGACGACGAACAAGAUGGGCGGCAACAACCAGGCGCUCUCUUGCUCGAUUUUCCCAGGUCUACCGCGUCCAGCCCCGCCGCCGGCGGGCGCAGCGCGGCGGGUCCGGCGUCGUCUCUGCCGUCGCAGCAGUCGCUCCCCUCCCCCGGCGGAGUCGGUGGCUUCCCGGCGGCCUGCUCUCCCGGUAGGAUCAGUCCACCGAGAUCACCGUCCCCGAGCCGCGUCGGCUUCUCGGCCUCCCUACGGGCCAGGACCCCCCCGCGGUCCCCCCGCCGCCGCCCGCCCGUAGGGCAAAAGCCGGGCGACCGGCUGCUGGAGACGAGCAAAGGCCCUGUCUGGAGCACGGCCCAGUCCCCGAGGAGAAAGUCGGUGGCGAGGAUUGGGCAGACGACGCCCGAACAGGUAGGCGGCGGCGGCGGCGGCGGUGGCCGCAAGCGAACACCCCGGGGGGAGAGAGAGCGGGAGGGCGGGCGCGGCGGCUCGCGUAGAGAAUCUUCCAGCUCGAAGUCAUCCUUGCGCCGGUCUUCGUCGUCUUCGGUGGUGACCCGGCCACCGCUGAGCGACGGGGAAGACGGCGGGGGGAGCGCCGGCAGAGGGGGAAGCAGGGGCGGCGGCGGCGGCGGCGGCAGCGGGAGGCGCGGGAGCGGCGCGUCGAGCCUGCUGAGCAGCGUCGUCAGCAACGCGGCCGACGACGACUCUAUCCCUUCGAGCGGCAGUGGGGCGGCGUCGGGGGGCAAGCCCAAGCUCCGGAGGGUGGAGAGCCUCAACAACUUGAGGCAGGAUGGGGAAGAGUACGGCGGCAAGUCGGAAUCGAGGGACAGGUCGUUCACCGCCGCCAACAUCGACCCUGACGCCUUGGGCCAAGACCUUGCGGCGGUGGUGAUCCACUUGAAGGAGGACGGCCUUACGCCCGAGAAAUUUCAGAAAUCGCUACAGAGAAAUCACCACAGGACGCCGUCGAUGCCGUCGCCGAGCACCAGCUCUGCUGGCGCAACUCUGGAACCCGAGCCCGCCCCCGCCAAAGGCAUGCGGCAGCAGCAGCAGCAUCGCCCGCCGCUCUGGGGAGUCUUAGGCUGGAUCGGUGGCGUUGCGAAGGUGGUGACCGGUCAGGGCGGUCGUGGGCACUUUGGGGAGGCCGAGCGGUUGGGCGGCGCGGCCACGGCGGCGGACGCCGCCGGAGAAGCAAGGGAGGCGGAGCCGAAGGUUCUCCCGGCUACGGAGGCAGACGCGGCAGCGGCGGUGGCAGCGGCGGCCCGGCCGAAGAUCCUCCCAGCGAGCGACGAAGCGGAUUCCCCGAUGAUGAUGAUGAUGCCGCCCUUGUCGCCCAGAGAACGGAAGGCGUCCGAGACGGCUGCCGAGCUCGCGGAGACCCGGGCGGCAGCGGCGGCAGCGGUGUUGGCGGCGACCGCAUCGGUGGCGCACGGAUCGAACGGCCGUGGCUUCAGCAGCGGCAGCGGCAGCGGCGGCUGCGAGCCCCUGGUGGCCGUGCUAUCGGCGGCGGCCACGGCAGAGGCUCUGGAGGUGGCGAAGAGGGCCGCACAGGCAGCAAGGGACCCCCGUAAGGACCCCGAGUACGCCAAGUUCUUCAACAUGCUGGAGACGGGGGUGCCCCGCGAGACCGUGGAGCUGGCCAUGCUGAUGGAAGGGAAGUAUCCAGCCGUUCUCAACACUCCGUUGCCGGGCCCGGCGGUGGAGAAGAUCACGUCGACGGCGGCCGCCGAGGCGGCGCAAGUGGCGCUCUCCUGGGCGGAGCGAAGCCCCGGGUCUAGCAGGCCGUCCCGGAGGGAGCGGCGACAGAGCUUGGCCGCUUCGGCCUCGUCCCUUUCCCCGCGAGAGCGUCGGAAUGCUGCUGCUGCUACCGCCGCGACCCCGACUUCUUCUCGUUCGCCGCGAGAGCGUCGGAAUGCUACUGCCACGGCCGCCCCCGGCGCCGCUUCUUUGUCGUCUCGUUCCCCGCGAGAGAGACGGAGACCACGGCGUGGCGGGCCUGAGGCCGCCGCCGAAGCGGCCAAGGAGGCCGUGGACGGACUAGUUCCCGCUCGGGAGAACCCCUUGUACGCCGGGUUCUUCGACAUGCUAAGCCGGGGGAAGCCGAGGGGGGAGGUGGCGGCGGCGAUGGAGUCGGAAGGGGUCGACGCCGCGGUGCUGGACGCCCCCGACGCUCUGUUCCCGCUGCCGUCUCCGAGAAGACAGGGACGGCGGCGGCAUGCAGCGGCGGCGGCGGACGUAGUAGAGGUGGAGGCAGAGCCGGAGGUGGAGCCGGAUAGAGCAACCAGCUACGCGGCGGAGGGAGCGGAAGCGGCCGCGGCGGAAGCGUCGAAGGCGAUGGAAGAGAUCUACGCGCACAUCGCCGCCCAGAAGCUGGCGGCGGCGGAGCAGGAGGCGGCGGCAGAGCCGGAGGUAGUUGCCGCUGUGGCUGCUCCCCCUAGCGAGGUGGCGGCGAAGGAGCACCCGGAGUUUUUCAAGUUUUUCAAGAUGCUGGCCAUGGGGAUGCCCAAGGGGGCGGCCUUGCAGGCCAUGGCGAAGGCCGGGGUCGACCAAGCGGUGCUAGACACCCCGGACGCGCUGCUGCCGCUCUCGGCCGAGCAGCAGGCGGAGCUUGCGGAGCGGCGCGACGCGGCCGCUGCGGCGGCAAUGUUGUCGGCGGAGGCGGAGAACCAGAGGGAUGGCGAGCGCGGAGAAGGGGCUUCGCCGCCGGCGGGACCGCCGAAGGGCAUGGCGCCGGCCAAGGACCACCCGGACUACCAGAGUUACUUCAAGAUGCUGAAGAUGGGGAUCCCUCGAGGGGCCGCGUUGCAGAAGAUGGCGAAGGAUGGAGUUGAUCAGUCGAUUCUCGACACGCCGGAGGCGCUGUUUUCGUUGCCGGAGUCAGGAGGCGAAGCGGCGGCGGCAGCGGCAGCGGCAGCGGCGGCGGGAGCGACAGCGGCGGUGACGGCAACAGCGGCACCAACCAUGGUCGCCGUAAAGGAUCAUCCGAACUAUCAGAAGUAUUUCAAGAUGCUGAAGAUGGGGCUACCGCGGGGGGCGGCGCUUCAGAAGAUGGCUACUGAGGGCAAGGACCAGGCGAUCCUCGACACGCCGGACGCGAUGCUCCCUCUGGCAGAACCGGAGGGUGGGGCGGCAGCGGCAGCGCCGAGCAUGGUGGCAGCAAAGGAUCACCCGGACUACGAGAAGUACUUCAAGAUGCUCAAGAUGGGGCUACCGGGGGGGGCGGCGCUUCAGAAGAUGGCUACUGAGGGCAAGGACCAGGCGAUCCUCGACACGCCGGACGCGAUGCUCCCUCUGGCAGAACCGGAGGGUGGGGCGGCAGCGGCAGCGCCGAGCAUGGUGGCAGCAAAGGAUCACCCGGACUACGAGAAGUACUUCAAGAUGCUCAAGAUGGGGCUACCGGGGGGGGCGGCGCUUCAGAAGAUGGCUACUGAGGGCAAGGACCAGGCGAUCCUCGACACGCCGGACGCGAUGCUCCCUCUGGCAGAACCGGAGGGUGGGGCGGCAGCGGCAGCGCCGAGCAUGGUGGCAGCAAAGGAUCACCCGGACUACGAGAAGUACUUCAAGAUGCUCAAGAUGGGGCUACCGGGGGGGGCGGCGCUUCAGAAGAUGGCUACUGAGGGCAAGGACCAGGCGAUCCUCGACACGCCGGACGCGAUGCUCCCUCUGGCAGAACCGGAGGGUGGGGCGGCAGCGGCAGCGCCGAGCAUGGUGGCAGCAAAGGAUCACCCGGACUACGAGAAGUACUUCAAGAUGCUCAAGAUGGGGCUACCGGGGGGGGCGGCGCUUCAGAAGAUGGCUACUGAGGGCAAGGACCAGGCGAUCCUCGACACGCCGGACGCGAUGCUCCCUCUGGCAGAACCGGAGGGUGGGGCGGCAGCGGCAGCGCCGAGCAUGGUGGCAGCAAAGGAUCACCCGGACUACGAGAAGUACUUCAAGAUGCUCAAGAUGGGGCUACCGGGGGGGGCGGCGCUUCAGAAGAUGGCUACUGAGGGCAAGGACCAGGCGAUCCUCGACACGCCGGACGCGAUGCUCCCUCUGGCAGAACCGGAGGGUGGGGCGGCAGCGGCAGCGCCGAGCAUGGUGGCAGCAAAGGAUCACCCGGACUACGAGAAGUACUUCAAGAUGCUCAAGAUGGGGCUACCGGGGGGGGCGGCGCUUCAGAAGAUGGCUACUGAGGGCAAGGACCAGGCGAUCCUCGACACGCCGGACGCGAUGCUCCCUCUGGCAGAACCGGAGGGUGGGGCGGCAGCGGCAGCGCCGAGCAUGGUGGCAGCAAAGGAUCACCCGGACUACCACAAGUAUUUCAAGAUGCUCAAGAUGGGGCUACCGCGCGGGGCGGCGCUUCAGAAGAUGGCCACUGAGGGCAAGGACCAGGCGAUCCUCGACACGCCGGACGCGAUGCUCCCGCUGGCAGAAACGGAGGGUGGGGCGGCAGCGGCAGCGCCGAGCAUGGUGGCAGCAAAGGAUCACCCUGACUACGAGAAGUAUUUCAAGAUGCUCAAGAUGGGGCUACCGCGGGGGGCGGCGCUUCAGAAGAUGGCCACUGAGGGCAAGGACCAGGCGAUCCUCGACACGCCGGACGCACUAAUUCCUCUUGCGCCAGCCCCAUCCCCCGCCACUGAUACCACCCCAGGCAAGGGGAUCCCAACGCCGCCUCCGUUACCGGGAGCGCGCGGAGGAUUCCCAACGCCGCCGCAGCUGCCAGGAAUGGGCGGAGGAAUCCCAACGCCGCCGCCGUUACCUGGAAUGGCCGGAGGAAUACCGCCGCCGCCGCCGUUGCCAGGAAUGGCCGGAGGAAUCCCCCCGCCACCGCCGCUACCGGGAGCAAGUGGAGGAAUCCCGCCUCCGCCCCCGUUGCCAGGGGUGGGCGGAGGAAUUCCGCCGCCGCCGCCGUUGCCAGGAAUGGGCGGCGGCGGGGGCAUCCCUCGGCCGCCACCGAUGCCGGGAUCGGGCGGCGGGGGUAUCCCGCCUCCGCCACCAAUGCCUGGGAUGGCCGGGCGUGGUCCCCCUAUGCCGCCCCCGUUGCCCGGGAUGGCCCGAGGACCGGCAGGGCUCCCACCCCCGCCGCCUCUCCCGGGCAUGAUGGGGAGGGGGCCGCCGGCUUUGCCCCCCAGGGGGCCCGGCGGGAUGGCGCGGCCGCCGCCGCGGCCGGCGGGGCCGAAGAAGCCCAAGGACAAGCGGCGGAAGCUCCACUGGAAGACCAUCCCUCACGCGCGGCUGCAGAAGGCGGAGAGCAUCUGGAUGGAGACGGAAGUAGCCACCGACAUCCAGAUCGAUCUCGAAGAAUUCGAGGAGCUUUGGGUCGAGAAGGCCGAGAAAGUGGCCGCCAAGAAGAAGCUGGAGGAGGCGAAGAAGAAAGAUGUGAAGAAGGAGGCGCCCAAGGAGAUCAGCCUGCUGGACGGGAAGCGCGCGAUGAACACGUCCAUCGCGAUCGCCCGCAUCAAGAUGACGUACGCUGAGACCCGCCAGGCGGUCAUGAACAUGGACGAGACCGUUCUGUCUUCGAACGUGCUCCAGUCGCUUCAGGAAUUCAUGCCGACGAAAGAGGAGGAAAAGACCCUGCUCAACUACAACGGCGACCCAGCCUUGCUCGGAAACGCGGAAAAGUUUAUGCUGGAGAUGAUCAAGGUGCCGAAGCGCGAGAUGCGUCUCAAGGGCAUGCUGUUCAAGCAGCUGCUGCAGGCUAGGCAGGACGACAUGCGAUCCAUGGCCGGGCUUAUCAACUCGGCGUGUCUGGACGUGAGGCUCAGCCGGCGCCUGAAGAAGCUCUUGGGAAUAAUCCUAAAGCUCGGGAACCAGCUCAAUGAGGGUCAAACCACGGGAUUCACCCUAGACUCGCUCCUCAAGCUCAACACCGCAAAGGCUUUCGACAAGAAGACAAGCAUCCUGCACUACCUCGUCAUGCUGGCCAGGAGGAACGAUCCCACGCUCCUCGACUUCAAGGAUGAUCUAAAACACGUGUUUCCGGCGUCCCGGCUCCUCAUCUCGACUGUCACGGCGGAGCUUGCGGACCUUAACAAGGGCUACGCCUCCUUCAAGCGCCUUGUGGAGGGAGACCCCAACCUACGACCGCGUCCGCCGGAGGCGUCGCCGAAGGGGGGGCCUGGUGCUCCGCCGUCCCCGGGUAGCCUGUCGCGUUCGCCAAGCUCUGGCAGCGGCGGCGGCGGUGGUGACUCGGAGGGGGCGGGGGGCGAGUCGUCGUCGCCGUCGAUGUCCAGCAGCAGGUCGGAGAAGCUGGCGACGCUCUCGAGGCAGAAGACCCACAACAGGGAGAGCAAGUGCAACGCUGGAAAGACUAUCAUCAACUUCGAUAUGGCCACCGAGGCGGGCCGAGCGGCCGCGCUCAAGGCAGGCCAAUCAGCGUCCGAGCUGGAGACCAUACCGGAGGCUUCUUCUUCGGCCGGGGGCAGCAGCGCCGGCGUUGGCGAUGACGGCGAGGGCGGGGGCGGGGGUGGGAAGGGUACGGAGAGCGGGUGGUUCGGGCAGGAGGGAAUGCGGGGGAGCACGCAGAUCCCAGAGCUGCACGUAGACGUACAAGCAGCAGGGGACAGGGUGAUUGAAGGGUGGGAGUCCAUCGUGAACGCAACGGCAGAGAGAGUAGUGGGAACGAAGGUAGUACGAUGUGGGGUAUCGGUUAAGUGGUGGGAUGACGAGCUGAAAGAAGAAAUAGGGGAACGUAGAGAAGUCUUCAAGCAGUACCUGAGUGAGGCGUCUGAGGAGAGUUGGGAAAAGUACAGGGCCAAGAGAAAACAGGUGAAGGGACUAGUGAAAAAGAAGAAAAAGUGUAUUUGGGACGAAGUAGUGCAGAAGGCCAACGGAGGCCUGGAGGGAAACGUCAAGCAGAUGUGGGAAGGGAUUAGUGGAAUGGGUCUCGCCAAGUGCUCGCUUCCGAUGCCACGGGGCCUGGAGUCCGGCAGCGACGAACCCCGCGCUUCCAGCGGCGGUGGCGGCACGAGAAUAAGCAAGGGCCUCGCGAAUUGUUCCCUCCCUAUGCCGAGCACCCUCGCGCCCAAGGUGCUCCCGCCUGUGGAGGCCGUACGCUGGAUCGCCCAGGGUCUCGCGGAAUGCCAGAUCCCGAUGCCGUCCGGGCUGGCGCCGGCGCCGGGCAAGCGCUCUCCCCCUCCCCCAGUUACCCCCGGGAGGACUCCGAAAAAGUCGCCCAAGAAGCUAGAGCCACGAGAGGCGCUUGGAGUGUGGAUGAAGCACGCGGAGGAAGAGCUGGCCGCAUCGAAGACCCUCGUGGAAGAGAUGCAAUCCAACUUCUCAGGGGCGUUGUCGUACUUCGGAGAAGAUCCUGAGCUGACCCCUCAGGAGUUCUUCACGACACUGCACUCUUUCAUCAAGGCGUUCGACGAGGCGCGGGCCUACGUGGAUCGCCAGGCCAAGAAGAAGGAGCAGGAGCGCAAGCUCGAGGAGAAGAAGGCCGCUGCCGCGGCGAAGAAGAAGCGCCUGGCGGAGGAGAAGCGGCGGAAGUCCGCCGAGCUGCUCCGAGCGGGCUCGACAGACUCGUCGGAAGGGGCGGCGGCGGCGGCGGCGGCGAAGGGAGGCGGUGGAGGGGCCGAAGAGUCCUCUCCUACCAAGCAAGACGGCGGGGGGAGCGGCAAGGGGCGCAGGAACAGCGGGGGUGCGAACGGGUUGCCACCGCUGGCACUAAAACCGCCGCGAAGUGGGGGGGGAACGGAGAAGGGAGUGGUGGUGGUUUCUCCGUCGAAGAGCGGCGACAAGCCGUCGACAUCGUCGCCGCGUCAGCCGCCGAAAGCGGUGGUUGAUGGUGGCGGAGGUGGUGUUGGCGACGUUGCGCGUGCGGCUGUGGGUGCUGUUGUGUCCGCCGCGGUUGACGCGGUCGUUGCCCGUGCCUGCGGCCAGUCGACUGAAGACGGCGGCGACGGCCAUUCUGUCGAUUCCGCGGUUGCUGCUGCCCUCGGCGCUGUCAUUGAUGGUGUUGUUGCCGGCCCGGCGGCGAAGGUGAAAGGCCUUGUUGCCGGGGAAGAAGGAGCGGCGGCCGCUGCUGGCGAUGCCGCCGAGGGCUCGGGUCCGGUUGUUGCCGAUGGUCCCGGCAAAGAAGAGGCUGUCAAAGUUGCUGAUGCCGGUGGUGAUCGCGUCCCCACCUCCUUCACUGUCCGACCCCCGCUGUGGAAGACCGUCUCGAACUCCAAGCGGCGCUCCUUCAACUCCGAGGAUGCUGGCGUCGCCGACGAAGCGAGGGAGGCGGCGCUUUCCGCCACCGCGGAAAGCGUCGUCGACGCGGCGGUUGCAGCGGGAACAGCAGCAGCAGCAGUGGCGGCGGCGGCGGCGGCGGCGGCGGCGACGGUGGAACCAGCAGAGGGAGCACCAACGGAGCCGAAGGAGGGGGAGGAGGAAGAGGGCGCCGAUUCGGCGAGCGCACCGCCUGCUGAACCGUCGGCUGAGACUUGUGAUGGUAGCCUUGGCGACCAGGAAAAACGGGAGGAGGAGGAGCGGGCCGCCGACUCUGUUACCGAUGGCGGGGCCAAGCCCGAGGGCGUAGGCGAGGAGCUGGCCGCGGUACCCCCAUCCGAGCAGGAGGAGGAGGAUCAGGAGCGGACCGCCGACUCUGUUACCGAAGACGAGGCCAAGCCCAAGGGCGCGGGGGAGGAGCCGGCCGCAGCGAUGCCGACUGGGAAGUCAGACGAGCAGGAAAAGGAGGAGGAGCUUGCUGCCGGCUCUGUUGCCGAUGGCGAGGCCAAGCCGGAGGGCGCGGACGUGGAGCCGGCCGCAGCGGUGCCGGACGGGAAUUCAGACGAGCAGGAAAAGGAGGAGGAGCUUGCUGCCGGCCCUGUUGCCGAUGGCGAGGCCAAGCCCGAGGGCGCGGACGAGGAACCGGCCGCAGCGGUGCCGGACGGGCAGUCGGACGGGCAAGAGAAGGAGGAGCUUGCCGAUGGCGAGGCUUGCAAGCCUGAGGGUGUAGUCGAGGAGCUGGCCGCGCAGCAGCAGGAGGAGGAGGAGGAGAAGGAGCGGGCCGCCGCCGACUGUGUGGUCGAGGACGAGGCCAAGCCCGAGGAGAAGCCGCGACCUGUCGACGCUGAGCUCGGGGAAGACUCCGUCUACGGAGUUACCGACAAGGUCGGCGACGACGAUGAUGAUGAUGCCGACUCGAGCGACGACGACGACGCGCCCGUGACACGAUCGAUGCUCAAGCGCACCGACGCGAGCUCCGAUCUCCGCGUCGACGAGCUGCUGGAGGAGCUGGCCGCCUCCAGCAAGCUCCAGGACGGCGACCCGUCAGCGAAGGAGGAGGAGGAGGAGGAGCGGGAGGAGGAGCGGGGGUUGCGGGCGACUUGCCCCCCUGAGCCGGCGAUGGCAGCGGCAUCUCCGGAUACGGACGGGGGGGCACAGGAGCCCCCGUUGCUGGGCGAAAAGGGCAAUAGCGGCGGCGGCACAACGGACGGGAAGAGCGGGGGUGAUGACGUCAGUGACGCGCAGCAAAAUCAAGGCUCGACUGAGGAGGAGGCCAAGUCGCUGCGAAGAGGUUCCCGUUCCUCCCGGACGGAGUUCCCUCUGGCCGCGGCAGCGGACGGCACAAACCGGGCCCCCAAGGGGUGGACUCGCGACGACAACGGCCGCCUGGUGAGGCUAGUCUUGAACAGCAAUAACGAGGAGGAGGAGGCAGCAGCAGCAGCAGCAGCAGGAGCAGCGGGGGCGGGAAGACCUCCCUCGCCCGACAACCAGCCUUCUUCGCCGUUGUUGCCUGGUGGUGAUGCUUCUUGGGCAACGAUCGGCGGAGCCGUCCCCGCCGCCGCGGCCGCCGCCGGCCCUUCGAUGCGGAGUGACCCGUGCUUCAUUACCCCGGAGCGCAGCCCGCUGAGCAUGGCGGACGGCAAGGGGGAGGCGUUCCCGGAGCUCCUCCCCGGCCCGGCGGAGAGGAGGUCGGUCGUUACCGCCCUCCGUGGGGCAGCGAGGGUCGUCGGGGGAGACUCAGAAGGGGGGCUGGAGGCGACGGUGACGACGGCGGCAGCGGGGGUGGCGGUGGCGGCGCAACGACCUAGUGUUCUCCCCGAUGAGGAUGAUGCCGGAGAAGAAGGAGGAGAAGUGGUUAAGGAAGAGGAGGACUGCGUGGGUGCCAAGCACGGGGAGGAGGGGGCGGCGCCGUCUGCAGAAGAAGGAGGAGGAGGAGGAGGAGGAGGAGGAGGAGGAGGGGUUAAGGAAGAGGAGGACGGCGUGGGUGCCAAGCACGGAGAGGAGGGAGCGGCGCCGUCUGCAGAAGAAGCAGGAGGAGGAGGAGCCCCCCCCGCCACCGAGCAAGCGGCCGAGUCGGUUCAGAGCGGAACCAACGUGACCGAGAGGAAGGAGACUGCAGUGUCCGAAGGUGAUGGUGGCGGUGGUGGGAAGGUCAAGAGCGCCGCCGCCGGCAGCCAGAGACGAGCCAAGGGCGCCGCUGCUUCUUCUACUUCCGCCGCUGCGGCCGCUAGUGUGCCGGCUCCCGCGGCGCCUGCGAAGCAACGGAAGAUGAGCGCAGCCGCCGCCCGAAAGAAACGCCGACACCAAGAACGGCUGGAGGCGAAGAACCGGGCGGCGCUGGCGGGCGUCGUUGUAGACCCGACGGGCGCGGGAGUUAUGGCGGUGGACGGGGUCAAACCCGAGGUUUUGGAUGAGACCGUAGCACCCGGUGGAGACGUCAACAUCGAACUCAACGGGGAGGUUGUGGGAGGUGGAAGUGGCGCCGCGGUUGAGCGAGGAGUAGAGACGGAGGAGGUUCAGGCUGAGACGAGCACCCCAAGAGAUAGAUCGUUGGAGGAGGAGGAAGACGAGAAACCGGAAGCUAUCGCUGUUGAGGCCUCAGCCGGGGCGGCGGAGGGGGAGGGAGAGCGGAAGCCCCGCGUGUACUCCGGCGGCGAGGGUGUUAUCACGGCUCAGCCAAUGGGCGACGCUCCGCCGUAGUAAUACGAAGGAGGAGGUAAAAGAACUCCCGCAGUGUAAUAAGUAGACCACCAGUAACAGCGCGCACCGGGCGCUUGUGAUGGUUGCUCGCCGGCGCGUUUCUCGCUCUAGGAAGCGAUUAUGAAGAGGCGCAGCCGUGGCCUCUUCUGCUUUAGUCUAUAGGCCGAUGAUGAUGAUGAUAUGUUUUUGUACUUUUUUCUAGUGGAUGGUUUGAUAAUGAUUUUUUAACUUUUGCAGCGCGUGUGCUUGACGCGUUGCGUGUGUGCGUAUGUGUUGUUUUUUCAGCGUACCGAAAACAAACCCAGUUUUGUGCCAGCCAGCCAACUCUCGUCGUGUGAUUGGAGGAUUGUUUUUAGAGGCAGCGAGCGAGCGGAGGAAGGAGCGAGAUAGGAGGAGAGAGCGUCAUUUGAGUUGUUGCGAUGCGGGCCGGGCUUAACCGUUCGCUUAACCGUUCGCUUUUGUUGGGACUCCCGCCGCCCGACGGUAGCAUGUUUUCGUGGUAACUUAUUUUUUCCUUGUUUUCGGCAGGCAGAGCACGUACGGACGAUCAAGGGAGGGAAGAUGAUGUGUUUGGAAAAUGUAAAUGGGAUAUGCAUGUGUUAUUUCGUGCGUACGUGUGCGGGGCCGGCGAAUAGGCCGUCCGCUGGGCCGAGUGGGAAAGUGUAUGGUACCAUGACUUCCGUGUGCUAGCGAGGGAAAGCCACACCAUU